AUGUCGCUACUCGGUAGCUAUAAAGCCCGCAUCACCAAGGCCGCCAACGCACUUCGCAAGGAGAUCACCGAAGUCAACGAGGCCUUGAACCGUUGGACCCUACCACGGAGGCAGAGUGAGAAGGCCGAAGAGUUUGCCCGUCAACAUCCUGACGAGCAGGGCGAAUUCCCCUACCUCCAACAGAUUCAGAGCCACUGGGACGCUAGUGAACUGGAUCAACUUUUGGAGGAGGCCGAUAUUCUCCGUCUACGUCUCGAUGUUGUGAUCAAACUCUUGCCGAGCUCAGAGGCCUUGUAUUCUUUUCAUGCUCCGACUGUUCCUCCCUCUUUUUCAUCUGUUACUUUUUCACCGCACCCGGCCCAAGACCCUAGUUCGACCCAUCAGCAGCCCGCGCAGGAUGUGAGAGCGGAAAUCCGGAGCCACUCUUCAUCCCACGAUCAGGAUCGUCCAUCAGAACCUGUCGCUGCCGCGCCAGCUGAUACCUUACUACCAGCACGCGCAUCUAGCGCCUCCCAAGGAUUCGGCAUCCCCUCAGACGACCCCUCUUAA
This is a messenger RNA of Cylicocyclus nassatus, 549 nucleotides long. The record is from the annotation of a GenBank genome assembly. Lineage: Eukaryota; Metazoa; Nematoda; Chromadorea; Rhabditida; Strongylidae.